Molecule: messenger RNA, 1350 nt
Organism: Symbiodinium sp. CCMP2592
Lineage: Eukaryota; Dinophyceae; Suessiales; Symbiodiniaceae
Source: the annotation of a GenBank genome assembly
AUGCCACCGGUGCCGAAAGAGAAACCGGCGACGGCGUCUACGACAACCAAGCUGCCAGCCUCGAAGCCGAUGCCCAAGCAGCCCACUCCGCCUGCGCAUCCACCGCCAGGUAGAGCUGCGGGCCCUCCGGCCAAGUCGCGGUCUGCAGAUGAUCGGUCGCGAACCCCAAAGCCACGUAAUGCCAAGGAAGGCAAGGCGGCACCUGCCAAGGAGCCCAGUGUCAGAGCACCACCGUCACCUUCACCGCCUCCUCCGCGACCUCCUCCGCCGCCCAAGCAGCCGCCUUCUGAGCAGAUAGCACCUCCUACACCUCCGCCAGUCCCACCCCCGCCACUUCCGCCACCUCCUCCGCCAGGAUCAGACGCAGCAGCACGGCCGUUGACACCCCCUGCAGCAAAUGCAGCACAUCCAGCACGAGCACCUGUGCCAGAGCACAUACCAAAGGCAGCAGUGCCACGAGCACCCUCCCUGCCGCGAACAGCACCGAUUCCCAAACAAUCUGUUGCUGGUGCAGGGAUCGGCAAUCCAGGGCCAAGGCCAAGGCCCAACAUGGGCCAGCCAUUCCCGCCACAGCCGCCGCAGCAAGGACCAGCACCGACCUGGAUGCCUGCUCAGCUUCCUCCGCUGUUUCAGCUCCUGCAACUUCCGUGGCAAGUAACGAUAAACCUGCAACCGCCCCCCUUCGUUGCUCAUGCUCAGCCUCAUGCUCCGACUGCGGGGUAUAUGGGGCCGAGGGCUCCACCGCCGCCCGGGCCGCCUGCGCCGGGUCCGCGACCGUCUGGGUCGCCGACUUCUCCGGCGGCGGAGGAGAACAACGACACUUCAGACGGUGAAGCCGAUGGAACAGAUGAUGAGAAUGAGUCUCCAGGCGGCAAGAGUGAUGGCGAUGGCGGCGAUGGCAAUGAGCGUAACGGUCCAGGCCCGGACGAAGCUGCUGAAGAUCCGGACAGUGAGGAGCUGGAGAAGGAUGAUGAGGCCGCCAGCGGUGGUCCUGACGAGCGGGACAUGGAGGAAGAGAUCGAGGCCGCGUUUGGGGAGGCUUCGAAUGAGAUGCCACCGCCGAACUUUUCCAGGCCGCCACAGCCGUACAGGUCCGUUGGCGAAGAAGAUUUCGGAUUUGAUCCGUUUGCGGACAUUGGCGGCCCUACGUACGAGGAGCUCUUUGGAGAGGCCAGAGAUGGUGGGCCAGCUGUGGAAGAGCAGCCGACGAGGUCAACUAGGCCAAGGGCGGAAGCUGAGGCUGAGACGAGCUCAAGACCGACUCCGAUAAGCAGUGCCGAUAGAGCAAAUCUCUUGAACGAUGUGCCUCUGCAGGUGAGGAAGCGCUCGGCACGCAACAAGCCGUCGUGA